AUGAGUGUUUUUGCAGCGGCGCGCCAGCGGGCAGCACAUUAUGCCAAUCGAAAUCCCUUAUUUGCGAAACUUAAUAAAACCCACCUUGAAUACUUCAACUGUGUGCUUCGGGAGCAAUGUCCCAAGAAUAAAAAACCGGGGAGGAUGCUGACAGAUCCGAAUAAAAUUGUGUCUUUCAAUAGGGAUUGGAUGAACCAGGUGGAGGGGGAAUGUCCCGUGGUUCUUCUCCCAACAUCGACUCAGCAAGUGGCAGCCAUCCUACGCUACUGCCAAAGUGAGAAAAUUGGGAUUGUUCCACAGUGUGGGAACACCGGGUUGGUGUAUGGUUCUUCUGCACUUCACGACGAAGUCAUCCUCAGUCUCAGGGAAAUGAACGGCGAUCCUGUUGUCUCUCCACAGACUAUGUCCACAGAAGCGGAGGCGGGUGUCAUCCUUCAGCAACUGCAGGAGGCGGCAAAGACCCAUGACCUCCUUGUGCCUAUUACAAUGGGGUCCAAAGGGAGCGCACAAAUUGGUGGUGCUGUAAGCACAAAUGCAGGUGGUAUUCAUUUUGCCCGAUACGGAUCUAUGCACGCAAAUGUGCUGGGUCUUGAGGUGGUGACGGCUCAAGGAGAAGUGCUGGACAUGAUGUCUACCCUCAGAAAGGAUAAUGCGGGGUAUGACAUGAAGCAUCUUUUUAUUGGGAGCGAAGGUACACUUGGGGUCGUGACUCGUGUAAGUUUGAAGCUUUACCCUUUUCCGCGCUCCACUCAGUUGGCCCUGUUUCGCCUCACGACGUUCGAGUCGGUGCUAGAGCUUUACCGUUUGGCGCAGGAGCAUCUUUCUGAAUGCCUUUCGGCUUUUGAAGUGGUGGAUGGCGAAUCUCUCUCAGUCACUCCACAGGAGGAGCUGCCUUUUACGCGAACAAGCAAGAGUGAUACGUUUCGCGCCGGCCAGGAUUUCACCAGUGCAUACUUCUGUGUUAUGGUAGAGACAAAUGGCAGUAAUGCCGAGCACGACAUGGAAAAACUCUCUCGUUUUGUGGAAGCUGCAGAGUGUAACCCUCGCUGUGUUUCAAAAGGUGACUUGGGAGAAUCAUUUGAACCCGUCCUCUCACAAUCGCUCGCACAGACGGCUCAGCUGUGGAAUCUGCGUGAGGACACCCCGGUACGGCUUGCUAGUGCCGGGACCAUCUACAUAUUUGACGUCAGCUUUCCGCUUGACAAGUUUUACGACAUUGUGCUGCACUUUCGCAAGAUGAUCUACAAGAAUGGUGGGUUUGACCCGGACGAGGUGUUGGUGGUUGGCUACGGUCACUUUGGGGAUGGCAAUAUUCACCUCAAUGUUGUGGAUCGAACACGAAAACACAGUGACGCACUUGACGCCGUGCUGUUCCCGGCUGUUUAUGAGUUCUGCGCGGCACACUCCGGAUCCAUCUCGGCAGAGCAUGGCGUCGGGGUGCAGAAGAAGGCGUAUCUCGGCUUUUCACGUAAACCGGAGGUCAUUGCGCUGAUGCGAACCCUGAAACGGACGAUGGAUCCAAAUGGAAUUCUUAAUCCAUACAAAGUCAUUGAUUGA
This is a messenger RNA of Trypanosoma cruzi, 1557 nucleotides long. RefSeq names its product actin interacting protein-like protein, putative. Bases 1 to 1557 code for a protein of 518 amino acids. NCBI's taxonomy places the organism in Eukaryota, Euglenozoa, Kinetoplastea, Trypanosomatida, Trypanosomatidae. Gene Ontology annotation, cellular component: mitochondrion. The record is from RefSeq and is a predicted model, not a curated record. Gene Ontology annotation, molecular function: FAD binding; catalytic activity. The transcript has a single exon.